AUGGAAGCAGAAAAAAAGUUGGAAAAGCAAGAAGAAAAGAAAGCAAGUAAAGAAAAAAGGAAACCAACGGAAAAAAAGCGAGUGCAAAUAAUAAAACAGGACCAGAAAAAAGAACGCAGAGGAAAUGUCAUAUCGGAUUUCAUGAGCGUGCUUGAGGAUUCUGAUAUUAUAGACGUGACCGAUGAAGAAUAUGAUAUAACAAGAGAUUUAUACACCAACUUUGUACAAAAUUAUGAACCCUGUAAUGAACAAAAGGAUAAAAUAUUUAGCUUAUAUAAGAAAAGCAAUGUGGUGAAGUAA
Parnassius apollo (apollo) is the source of this 300-nucleotide messenger RNA. The record is from the annotation of a GenBank genome assembly. NCBI's taxonomy places the organism in Eukaryota, Metazoa, Arthropoda, Insecta, Lepidoptera, Papilionidae.